Falco peregrinus (peregrine falcon) is the source of this 4261-nucleotide messenger RNA. It is a transcript of the gene PDK1, whose product is annotated as pyruvate dehydrogenase kinase 1. Bases 204 to 1430 code for a protein of 408 amino acids. Gene Ontology annotation, biological process: regulation of glucose metabolic process; protein phosphorylation. The record is from RefSeq and is a predicted model, not a curated record. Gene Ontology annotation, cellular component: mitochondrion. NCBI's taxonomy places the organism in Eukaryota, Metazoa, Chordata, Aves, Falconiformes, Falconidae. The transcript has 11 exons. Gene Ontology annotation, molecular function: pyruvate dehydrogenase (acetyl-transferring) kinase activity.
CCGCCCUCUCCCCCGCCCCGCCGCUGUGUGGGGCCGGGCCGGCAGGAGACACCCGCCCCGUCGGGCCCCGCCCCCCGGCCGCGCGGCGGAGGAGGCCGCGGGCUGCGCUGGGGCCGCGACCGCUGGCGUGGCGGGAAAUGGCGGCCGGGCCGGGCCGGGCCGCGCCGCGCUGAGGUGAGGCGAGCGGGGACGAGAGCCGCGCCAUGAGGCUGCUGCGCGCCCUGCUGCGCGGCGCCUCCCCGGGCAGCAUCCCGCAGCAGGUGGACUUCUACUCGCGCUUCUCUCCCUCGCCGCUCUCCAUGAAGCAGUUCCUGGACUUCGGAUCUGAAAAUGCUUGUGAGAAGACUUCAUUUAUGUUUCUGCGACAAGAGUUGCCUGUCAGAUUGGCAAACAUAAUGAAGGAAAUAAGUCUGCUUCCAGACAACCUCCUAAGAACACCUUCAGUUCAGCUGGUGCAGAGCUGGUAUGUUCAAAGUCUUCAGGAGAUCCUUGACUUUAAAGACAAAAGCUCAGAAGAUUCAGGGGCUAUUCAUAGUUUUACAGAUACUGUGAUAAAAAUCCGUAAUCGACACAAUGAUGUGAUUCCUACGAUGGCUCAAGGAGUAAUAGAGUACAAGGAAAGCUUUGGCAUCGAUCCAGUGACCUCACAGAAUGUGCAGUAUUUUUUAGACCGUUUCUACAUGAGUCGCAUUUCAAUUAGAAUGCUCCUUAAUCAACACUCUUUACUCUUUGGUGGGAAAAUUAAUCCAGCUCAUCCAAAACACAUUGGAAGCAUCGAUCCUAGCUGCAGCGUUGUUGAAGUUAUUAGAGAUGGCUAUGAAAGUGCCAAGAGACUCUGUGAUUUAUAUUAUGUGAGCUCUCCAGAACUAAUCCUUCAAGAGAUGAACGCUAAAUCACCAGGACAGCCCAUGCAAGUGGUGUAUGUGCCAUCACACCUCUAUCACAUGGUUUUUGAACUUUUCAAGAAUGCAAUGAGAGCCACCAUGGAACAUAAUGCUGAUCGAUGCAUUUAUCCUCCAAUUCAUGUACACGUCACAUUGGGAAAUGAGGAUUUAACUGUGAAGAUGAGUGAUCGUGGUGGAGGUGUUCCUAUGAGAAAAAUUGACAGAUUGUUCAACUACAUGUAUUCAACAGCACCACGUCCACGUGUUGAGACGUCACGAGCUACACCUUUGGCUGGAUUUGGUUAUGGCUUACCCAUAUCACGUCUGUAUGCACAGUACUUCCAAGGAGACCUGAAACUGUAUUCCUUAGAAGGCUAUGGUACAGAUGCAGUUAUUUACAUAAAGGCCUUAUCAACGGAAUCAAUUGAAAGACUCCCUGUAUAUAACAAAGCAGCCUGGAAACAUUAUAAAGCAAACCAUGAAGCAGAUGAUUGGUGCGUGCCAAGCAGUGAGCCAAAGGACAUGACCACUUUUCGCAGUACAUAGUUUUUCCCUCAACAGUUCACAAGUAGGUGUCUGUAAAAGGAAUUUAAAAGACCUGGUUUACACCAAGAUGCUGGGCUACAUUUGAUAUGUGAAAGUAAUUUUAAGUGGAGUAACAGAAGGUUUGUAAUGUAGUUACUCUUUUCUGGAAUUAAAAAAACCCACCACCACCCCCGCCUCCCCAAACAAACAAAAAACCUCAAACAAACCCAAACCCAAGAAAACCCCCAAACCUGUACAUACUUUUAGAUUUUAAGUGAGAAGGUCACAAUUUGUUCCACUUCCUAUUUAUGACUACUUUCAGUAGGUAAGUCAAAGGAGCAGUAACUUCAGGUUUUAUAGGGAUUAAUGCAAUCUGUAUCACAUCUAGUGAGAAAUGUAUUAAUUCAUAUAAUUACAAAAUUGUUUUAAUGAAACAACUAUUGAAAAAGCUCACCAGAGCAUUAUUUCCAUUAUACAAUAUUACAGAUUAACAAAAAAACUCACGUAAGAAAUACUGAGGACCUCACUGCUAUACCUUUACACCUGUAUGACACUUUCUUUUAUCUUAAGCAUGCUGAAGUCUAAUGUUGCAAAGUUACAGAGGUUGCCUAUACAUCUUGUCUACAUCAAGGUUUUUUGCAGCUGUAGAAAUCACACUUCAGUCUGUAGGGAUUAAAAAAACCAAUUCUAGCUGCUACCACUGGUAUAAUGUAUCUCAGGUAUGUGGUAUCAGUCAUAUUUCUUUGGUUGUAAUGUGAAUAUUUAAUACAUGUGAAAAACUUACCUUACCGUGAUCAUUGUGAAUUAGCAGAUAGUGUUGGCUUAUGUACAGUAAAGAUACGCUGUCUUGCAUUUGCUUAUAAUUCUGUAGGUAAUGCCAUGCCAAAAUGCAGUAUCAGUGUCUAGCCCUAGUAAGAUCUCAGACUCGGGUAUGUCAGAUUGCAGCUGUAAAUGGAAACUAUUUUAAUAAACAGAUUUUUAAUGCUUGCCUUUAAUGGGGCAUUUCUAUUACUUAAACAAUAGUUAUCUUCUCAGGAGUAUUUUAAAAAAAGUGGAAUUAGCAGGUUUUGAAAAUACCUUUGUAUUUGCGAUGUGCCUCGUUUAUGUAGUAACUGCAAGUCACAGUAUAGCAGGGGUCCUCAAACUAUGGCCUGCGGGCUGGAUACAGCCCCCCAGGGUCCUCAGUCCGGCCCCCAGUAUUUACAGAACCCCCCACCCCCCCCGCCGGGGGUUGGGGGGAAAACCAAGCAGCCGCAGAUGACUGCCUGCCACUGCAUCCGCGCGCCGGCCCCCUGGUUAAGAAGUUUGAGGACCCCUGCACUAUAGCAUAAAUAAGGCAAGCAGAAUGUGUUUAUCAAAGGCAAACUGUCAGAACACACUGGGGAAGAUAGAGAGGGGAAUGAGUAUUGCAUUUCAGGUACAAAGUCCUUUAAAUAAAAGAUUCAACUUCCUUUAAUACCUAUUGUGCCAUCUUUGUUCAAAUAAUACACAUCUACAUUGCACCUUGAUCCCUGUCACUCCUGAACAUUUUAGGAGUGAUGCUGUUAAAGACACUGAGAACUAAUCCUUUUCUCUUAGUCAAUUCAUUGCAUGUAAUCCUGUGAUCUUUAUUUUGCAGCAGACACACAUAAUCCCUCUCAGAAAGAAUAAGCCUUAAUUUUGCUAGUUUACGAGUUCUGCUCAGAGCAGAAGGUGAGAUACAAGUGAAGGGAACAGGUGGUAGGUUAGAAAUUGAAGUCAUGCUAUUCUAGUUGUAACUGAGCCAGGUGAAAGAUUACCACCUGCUACCUCCCUAGCCUAGGUCUGCAAAACAAUAAAAUGGUUUUAUACCCUGGUACAAGCUAACAUCAGUCACUUUAACAGGAGUGAUUUACAGAAUUGACUAUAUACACAGUUAAACUGACCCUCUGAGGGAGGAUUAUUCUACUUCUGUCACCACCAGAACAGUACCGUUACCUGCUCCACUCAAGCCUGUGGGCACUUUGAGCGGCCACCAUUUUAGUUCUUUAUAAGGAUGCGAGGUGGUGACUGGCGUAUGUUUCAAUGGGCAUGGCUACACAUGAGGAGAAGCUACAGCUGUUCUCUUCUUCAGCCCUCCAAGAGGAUGUGAGAAAUUCCACAUCCUGUAAAACGGCGCCUGUACAACAGUUAGAGGGAAUGCUUGCAGCUAGUGCUUUUGCUAAACUAAAGCUGAAAGUUACAGCAAGGGAUUUUAAAAACUCAGCUCUGAAGCUGAACAUCCUAGCUUUUACACAAAGUUUAAAUGUUUUAACAACUUAAUUGAACCGAUUUUAGUAAAUCUGAGAGCUACAAGAGAUUAUUCUGAAGAAAAAAAGCUAACUUUUCUAGAAAAGUCUAUUGCAGUCUUUCAUAUGGUAUUAUUGAAAUAAAACCUCCUUCAUAUUCUCAGCUAGCUACUGACCGAAUUCUGAUUAUCAGAACAGCUUGCUGUGUAACUGUAUUUGUAUCUAUCUCCUCACCCACCACUCCAAAUGCUUGUGGUGAAAACACAAAUGUUUUUUGUGCAAAAUGAUAUUUUGGUUUACAAUGUUUAACCCUACUUACAAGUUUGAUCUUUGAUUACUUUUGAUUUAAAUAGAAGCUCAGAAGAUAAUUUUUGUGUUUAAUAUUUUCAUUACUGUACUGAAGUCACUGCUAGCACACUGGUUUAAGUUGAAAUGAAUCAAUGUAGAAAAUCAGUAUGUUAACUCAGCUAUCCAAACGCUGAGAUUAAUAGUCUUGUAUACAAAUGAGCUCAGUCUUGCACUGUAAAAUUGAUCUUGGUUUGUGUUAACUUAAUUUUUUGAAAGAAUCACUACAUUUAUUCAUUAAAACUGUUUUAAAAAUUAAAA